Molecule: messenger RNA, 6403 nt
Organism: Patella vulgata (common limpet)
Lineage: Eukaryota; Metazoa; Mollusca; Gastropoda; Patellidae
Product: ADP-ribosylation factor-like protein 5B
Exons: 6
Coding region: 177-716 (179 amino acids)
Biological process (GO): vesicle-mediated transport; intracellular protein transport; protein localization to Golgi membrane
Cellular component (GO): cytoplasm; trans-Golgi network
Molecular function (GO): GTPase activity; GTP binding
Source: RefSeq, a predicted model, not a curated record
UCCGGUUUCUCGUGUUAAUUGGACAUACUCGAAGAAAGUGGGUUUAUUUUUUAACAGAUCAUGACGUUAUCAACAAAGAUGUUAUAACAGAUUUUGUCAAUUAAUUAACGAAAUUUUACAUAAGAGCAGAUUAUAGUGAAAGGAAGAGAAGAGCCGUUUAGACAACGGUUUCAAAGAUGGGGUACCUGUUUUCUAAACUGUGGAGUCUUUUCACAAAUGAAGAGCAUAAAGUGAUAAUUGUUGGUUUAGAUAAUGCUGGAAAGACAACCAUUUUAUAUCAAUUUUUAAUGAAUGAAGUUGUACAUACGUCUCCUACAAUAGGAAGUAAUGUAGAAGAAGUAACAUGGAAGAAUAUACACUUUUUAAUGUGGGAUAUUGGAGGACAGGAAUCUUUACGUGCUGCCUGGAAUACUUAUUAUACAAAUACAGAGUUUGUGAUAGUAGUAAUAGAUAGUACAGAUAGGGAAAGACUAUCCUUAACAAAAGAAGAAUUAUGUAAAAUGUUAGGACAUGAGGAUCUUAGAAAGGCAGCCGUAUUAGUGUUUGCAAACAAACAAGAUAUUAAAGGAUGUAUGACAGCCGCAGAAAUAUCUCAGCAGCUCAGUUUAACUUCUGUUAAAGACCAUGUGUGGCAUAUACAGGCGUGUUGUGCUUUAACUGGUGAAGGAUUAUAUCAAGGUUUAGAAUGGAUAACAAGUCAUUUAAAACGUCGGUGAUAAAAAUAAAGCCGUAGACUAUAAUAAAAAAAACAUUUAUCAGUAACUAACUUCUGCAGCGGACCAGGCAUUUAACACAGUGCCAUGAACAGGCCUGUUUCCCCAAAUGAAAAAUGACUAAAUGGAACAGGGUAUAAUGUGAAAUGUCAGGAAAAAGGGCUGUGUAUUAUGAACUAUGGUGGACAGUGCUUUACAGAUACCAAACAGUGCUUUUUUUUUUUGAGACUCUUCGAUUUACUUGGUGGAGUUUUCUGUGACAAUAGUUAAUUUAGCACUUAGAAUACCGAUUUUAGUUGAUGGACACCCAAUAAGAAUUGUUAGAAAAUGCCCUGGCUUCGUUCCCAAAUAUCUUUUUAGUGCAAGGGUUACCGUAUUUGGAUUUUUAGAGAUUGUUAAAAUGAAUAUUUCGGAUACUAAUAUAAAUGUAAAUUAAAGAAAACUAGCAGUUUCUUUAGCAAUGUAGACAAUAAAUGAUUAUUUUUACCAGGCUAGAUAGAGAUUGAAAAUAAGAAAUGGAUAUUGACAUCUCUAGGUGAAUGAAUAAUAACUUAUUUUUAGAAAUGUUAGUAGAAAUAAAACAAGUAUUAAGAAUGAAAUUUAGAAAUUGUGCAGUUAGAUAUAUAAAAGAUAUGAAUGAUCAAUACACUGCCAAUCAAAAUGUAUAUUAUGUAAUUAGACCCCCCCCCCACCCCUCCCCCAGUUACCCAAAAAAUAAAAUACAUUGUGAAAUAUUAUGGUCAGUGUUGUUUAAAGUGAUUUUAUUCUUUUUAACUUUUUGCUCAUGGACAUUUAUAUAAAGUUUCCAUUAUACUUUUUUUCUUUUUUAAAAAAACAAAUAAUGAGUAUGUAUUGCAAUUGUCAAAAACAAGUAAUGAUAUUCUCUUACUUCCAUCCUUGCUCAUACAUAGUUAGUUAGGUAUCAAAUACUGUUUUUAACCGAAUCUACAAAUAGCACCUUCUGCCUGGUAUUCUUUUAUCUUCAUCCACGUCCAUGCAGGCACCUUUUUUACUUCAGUGAUUUAAACAUUUUUAUUAGUUCUAAAUAUUUUAAAUAUUUUUUCUCAGUCCAGAUCCUGAUUUUAGUGAACUACUACAUAUCUGAAAAGCACAUUAUAAAUUAGUUCUUAUAAAAUUGAACUUUCAAAUAUUUAAAAUAGGAAUUACUGAUAGUAAUUAAUUGAUCUUAUAUAAACUGUUGAUUAUGCCCAUUCUGGCUGCUGUUGUAUAAAUAUACAAAUGAUAUGUGGUUUGUUCAGAUUUUAUUAUUAUAGUAAAAUCAUUUUAAAAUAUUUUCUGUCAAUGAAAGCAAGUGCCUAACAAAAAGAAUUAUGGUAGUAAAUUUUGCCACUCCGAUGUUUGUUUGAAUAGGUUUGCCUAUUCAGUAAUAAACAAUGUAUAUUAUGAUAGCCAUUUACUUUAUUCAUAUUUUAACCACACAUAGAAUUAAUUUGUCGGUUAUCAACUGAAUUGUACAGUUAAAAGUUUGGGGAUUUUGACUAUUUGAUAAGCUGGCGAAAAAUAUGGAUUUCUAAAUUGAAUGUUGAUUUUGUGUUGUGUUUCAAUUUUGUCACCAGAGAAUAUAUAUAAAUAUUGAUAUAUAUAUAUAUAUAUAUGGCAUUGUAAAGAAUCAUUAAGUUAUUUAUAUAUAUAAUAAAAACAAUGGCCAUCACUUAUAUUUACUUUUGUAAAAUGCAUAAAUCCGCAUUCCAUUUUUCAUUGUUAAUAUAAAUACACCACUUCUAAGAGUCACAACCUUAAUUAACCAAUUUGUUAAAUCAUAAAAUUAACAAACCCUGCCUUAAAAGUAAUUCUUUUAGUCGAGUUUCAAAUUCCAAAAUGAAAAGAUCAUCAUUUAUCAGAAUUUAGUAGCAACUCAUUAUCUGGACAAUCUAAGAUGGUUAAAUUUUAAAUAAAGACAUGUAGACGUUUCACUAAUUGAUAAAUUUUUGUAAGAUAAAUUCCCUUUCUUUUUUGCAAAGUUUACAUGAACUCUAGGCUUUUUAAAGAAAACAAAAAUAUUCAUAGAAUAGUUUAGUUGUUUUGAGAAGUUCUCAUCAUUUUGUUAAGAUGUUGAAACUUGUAUAUAACAAACAGAAUUAUAUAUGAACAGAUUGGAUGAAUGAAUGAAUGAAUGUGUCUUUAUUUACUUACAUUAUAUUUAUCAACUUAUAUAAUCUGUAUUCUAUAUUGUAAGACAAAAAAUGUAAAGUAAAUUGUUUUAAGAAUAUACUUUUUUCCUGUGUCAAUAAGAAGCCAGAAUUCUUAAAAUAAGUUCUUGUGAAUAUUACUUAUUCGCUGCUUCUGAAGGAUGCAUACAGUUUCCAUUGCUUUAUUUCAUUUAUUUCAUGCUGCUUGCCAUUGCUAAAAAUGUAUUCUGAAUUUUCAGUUAACCAAAAUGGCCCAUGCAGCCUAUAAUAAAUGAAUAGCCCACCCCAUGUAUCCUUUAAUAAUGAAUCGAAAAUUAUACCAAUAUUUAGCUGUUUGAAAUAUUAACAAUUAUAUUAAGAUAUUCAAUAAAGAUUCUUAAGGGGGUGGACAGUAGAAAAUUUCAGUUUUUUUAAUAAUUGAGGUAAAGUCACCAUUCUUACACAUCUAAGAACACAUCCAUUGAAUAUUACAAAAACGGCCGAAAAAUUUUCCUGGGGGUACCUGUUGCUAUGGAAACGGCGGCCAUCUUGGAUUUCUGCGUAUAAUUUUAGUCAUCCAGUUUCUCAGAAACUAUUCAACAGAAUGUUUUAAAAUUAAGCAGAGAGGUUACUGACAUGUUCAUUUGUGCAAUAGGCAAGUUUCAUUACAAAAUAAUAAUUAGAAAGCAAGUUAUACACAUUUUAAUGUUAACUUCAAAAUUCUUUCAUGUGUCACAGUUGCUAUGGCAACAAUAUAUCAGGAACUAUUUCGCAGAUUUCAAUAAAAUUUUCCUAUUGCACAAAGUUAUUAUAUAGGAAGUUAUAUUCCAAGUUUCAAGAAAAUCUGACGUUAACUUUCAGAGAUAUAGCAUGACUAAAAUUGGUAACUCUAGAAAAAAACUGUUUUGAGAAAUCAACAACUGAAGUUGAAGUAUUUCAGUAGAACAACUUACGCCGAUCUGUUCAAUUCAUUUAUUUAAUAUUAAUAAACUGACUUUUAAUAUAUAUAUUUUCUAAUGUAUUUCUUAUCAAUAUACAGUAUUUUCUUAUUUUAUUUCUUGUGUGUAAAUUUACAACCGAACAUUGGCAUAGGAAUAGAUGUUAUUCAAAACAACCAUAACUAUAAUAAUCACUGACAGCAGGCCUACCUGGUAAUGGUAUUGCAACCAUACCACUACUAGGUCUAGCAGACGAAUUUUCAUCUUCAUUUUGUUUAUUAUGAGUGUCUGUCAUACUUAUUUAGUCAUCUAAACAAUUUCAAACGCAUUUUAUUUGAAAAUCUUCAAAAAUAUUGAUAAACAGUGACGUACGGUUCAGUAAUAUAGCAACCAGGAUUGAUUUGGGACCUGAGCUUAGUGCGCAUGCCUAUUGACCUGACCUAGAGGAUUGCCCGCUUCUGAUUGGACACUUCACCAUUGACCUAUGUGACCGACCAAUCAAAUAACGUAAUCUCGAAAUAACCUCAUUAGGUAUGCAAAACUUGUUCUUGCUUGCUAUUUUUAUCUCAAUACAGAAGAAAGGUUUCAAGACACCCCCAAAAAACGUCAUUUCCUUUCAAUAGGGGAAAUCCCAAGCUUUCUAACAGUAUCUAACAUGGCGACAGUUUACCGGUCGGAAGCCAAGUAUUUCACGUAUGAAAUGCCCAUUGUUUUUAGAUUUAUAUCAAUAGUUUUAGCGGAAUUAGGGCAAAAUAAAAAAGGGUGGGAUCAUUCAGAACCAAAUUUUGUAGAAAUAAAGAAGAAUUUUGUGAAAAAAAUGACUGGUAUGUGUUCCUAGAUAGUGUUACUCGCAGAUAAUCAUAAAACCUCAAAAACGAUUUUAUUGUUAAAAUUCACCAAAUGAAGUGCGAACGACGGCCUUAAAUGAUGUGUUAAUGGAGAUUAUUAGAACCAUGCCUCUUCAUAUUAUAUUUUUAGCAAUAAAACCACAAGUAAAUAAGCAAUGUUGUUCCAAAUGCUGUCAAUAUGUGGGCGAACUGUUUAAAUGAAAAAAAUACAAGACAUUUCAACUAUUAUACAACAGUCUUUCUCAUGUGGAACAUUUAUAUGGAUAUUGAAACUUCGUGCAUUUUGAUUUAAAGCCAUUUAAAAACCAUUAAACACUUUAAUCAAAUUUCAACUUCUAAAUGCUAUUCAAAACUUGAAUUCUCUCAAAUUAAAAAUUUCUUUUAAAUUCAGUUUGUGUCUGAAACAAAAUUCUGUAAUUCUGAUUUAAAAUUGAUAAUUAAAGAGAAAGUUAAUACUAUUUGAAAUGUUUUUAGGCUCGGUUGUGACAAAGUUAUCUCCCUUGGUCAAAAAAGGGAAGAUUGGUAUCUCUUGCAGGAAUAUAUAAAAUUUAAAGCAAUUGUUGAAAUAAAUUGAAUUAUUUAUGUGCUUGUAUAUUAUUUAAAUGAAUGUUACUAUUUAUAUUGCUCUGUAUAAUAAGUCUCUUGUCUUUUAAAGUGUUCAUAAUGUUUAUCUUAGGAUAUGGGCUAGGCGCAGUUUAUUCCAAGUGGCUUCCAUAUAAAUGAUGUGUUCUUCACUAGAUAUUCAAAACAUGCAAGAAAAUAACAAAAUGGCAAAGAUAUAUUUAUCGAUAAAUUGUAAAAAUUCCUGUUAAAAUACUCAACAGAACGAUCAGAAAUUAUUUUGCUAUAUAUUUCUUUGCUUCUAUCCGGUCUCAGGAAUGCCAGAUACUUCUAAAUAAUGUUAGACUUAAACAACUUGCUUUCUGAAUUAUUUGUUACUUUUUUCUUUGAUUGAUAUUCUUUCUAAGAGUUGGAUGGACAUUACAACAUGAUGCUUUAAUAUGCUUGAUGAUUACAAAUUCAAACAUUUUGUUGGGUUGCACGUAAGAAAAGAAAGAUGUACUGUGAAAAUUUACUAUAGACAUUAUACUAACUUGGCUUUUUGAAUCUACCUAAUAAUUUAACUGAUUUUUCUCAUCCAUGGCAUAUACUUUAGCUUUAUAAAUUCUAGUCAAUAGCUCAGGGUUGUAAAAUUUGUAUUUUGAUGGUACAAUAAGCAGUAGGUAAAGAGAAAAGGACAAUCUGUCUUCAAAUUUAAUUUACUGUUAAGAGAUGUCAUUCAUUUGUGUAGUUACGUUUAUAAAGCUGAAAUUUGUCAUGCUGUUAAGUAAAAACGUCAGUACUUCAAUUAAGUUGGAUGCAUAUUGUUGUUUAAAUUAAUUACACAAAAUGUGAAGCAACUGUUAGCUACAUGUAUUUAACCUGAGACAGGAGUACUACAGUAGUUCUUAACAAGUCUUCCUUUUAAUACCAUUGAUGGAAUUUUACAUACAAGGAAGUAGGAUAAUGGUGCAUUGUGGGAUCAUGUUUUUGUUUCUCUGGUUAACAUUGAAAUACUAGGACUAUUACUUAAUUUUGAUGGCUAACUGAUUUGCUGAAAGUUAUUUUUAAAACCACGCCAAAUAGAAGAACAAUGUCUUGUAAUUAUGAUUUUAAGAAUUUUAAUAUGUUAUAAUUGUUUGGUGAGAGAGAUAUAUAAAGCUGUAUAAUGUUCUUAUGUCAACUGUAUUAUAAUGUAUGUAUUGUAUGUAAGAAAUAAAUGAUUGGUAACAGUA